AUUGCCUAAUUUGUGUCAAAAAAAGCUUAUUUAUUCUGUCUCAUAGGGGAUGUGUCUUAUGUUCGAUACUAUUCCCUGCGAAGACCUAGGAAAUUGCUUUAUUAUUGAAGUUAAAUUAAUAACAGGCUUCGAUCCUCAAUGGGUUAACUAUAUUAUAUUUUUGUUAUAGGAAAAGCUCAGCUCACCACCCACUCGCCGGAAGCUUUGUGGAAGCUUUUCCUCAUGGGAUAACAUGUACGUUCAAGUGCAGCCGUUAACAUCGCAGCCAUGAAAAUAGUGUUAGGCAAAUACGGGGGCUUGACAAACAGAUGAACAACUGGUUUGCCUGACGCCCCUCACAGCCGCAAAAAUAAAAUAAUUAAUCCCCCUUGCCCCCAAGUGGGCAAGCCAUAACUGUUUGACUUAUGUUUCGUAUGUUUCAAUUGUAAAAUAACCCAAUUUAUAGGCAAAUAGAAAACCCGAGUCGAGUCAGUUCAACAACAUGAGCCGCCAGCUGAAGUUCCAACUCCAAGCUCCCGAAGACGAGGAGCUAUCAACGGACAUGGUGGAGAUUAACCUGAACCCCAACUGCGGCCAGGUCAAGCAGAAGUCGGCCCAGGCCCUGGACGAGCUGCUCCUGGCCACGCCCCCGCACAGAGGCUAUCCCUACGGCUAUGCCGAGGACUCCGAGCCGGAGACCUACUUCUGCCGGAAGAGCAACUCCACGGGCCAGCUGGCCGAGAAGGUAUCUCCUCCGCCGCCGGCGGCCACCAACAUCAGUUGCCUCCGCCAAAUGUACUGUCCGGAGUGCCACGAGCGAUUGCACGAGCAGGGGGUCCGGCUGGAGCGGCUCCUAACCAUGUGCUGCUUUGCCCUGCUGCCCAUCUAUCCCUGCUGCCCGAGGCGCUCCACCAACGAUUGCAAGGUCAUCUGUGGCAAGUGUGGAUACCUCUUGGGGGCAUGGAAGAGACAGUGAGGGGAGGGAGAGGGGAAGGGGGUGUGGGUUGGGGCAACUGGAGUGGGUGCUCCGCUUAUAAUUACUUGUUUUGUUUAGUUUUAAGCACCUUUUGCUGACCUUGCGGCGAGUGAUGAGCGCCGAGACUGAAGAGCC
Molecule: messenger RNA, 1090 nt
Organism: Drosophila erecta
Lineage: Eukaryota; Metazoa; Arthropoda; Insecta; Diptera; Drosophilidae
Exons: 2
Coding region: 482-955 (157 amino acids)
Source: RefSeq, a predicted model, not a curated record